GACCAAAACAAACAAACAAAGCCUUCACCUUCUACCAGGAGGAAACCGCAGCCUGCGUUCUUCGUUUACUGAGUGAGGGUGUACUUGGGGCUCUGAUUUAUUCUCAGGCAGGCAUUACUCUCUUUCGAACAGACUCAUCCAUGGACCUUGUCUCAUCCUUAGAUUGCCAGAAAUUGGAUGCCCAGUCGGUGGGGUUCGUUGAGGACCGCGGCGCAAAGGAACUUUUCGCGCCAGAUAUCCCCCGCAUCAGCGAUUUGUCAAUUUGUGGCAAUUCGGUUGUCGUCAAUAAGAAAGGUGGCGGAAAGGUCCUUUGCCCACCAGAGAUGGUCCCCCUUGACCGCGAUACGUCUCCACUUUUGAAACUCGGCUGGCCUAUGGGUAGCAAAGCUGAAGAAACAAAGGCUGGUCCUGAUGGCACCUACAUUCCUUUCUUCCAGCUCCCUCGUCCUGAUAUUGGUGAAUGCGAGUAUUGUUUAAAGGUGGGUGAGCACAUUUGGCAACAAUGUCCUUACAAGGAUCGUGUCCCAAAGAAUGCAAUUCUUGGCAGUGGUUGUGAUGUAGUUUGUAGGGUAUGUGGUUGGUUCUUUAGAGGGUCCUGUUGCGGCCAAGAUGAAGGACGUGCGAUUCUCAAGAAUUGUGGUAUCUGUUUGACCACAGGUAAACACUGGUCUGCAUCAUGCCCGACCCUUCCACCCGCCAGCAGGAAAGAGAUUCCUUCUGAACCAUGUUUUUCUAUCAAGUUUGUCUGAAACUGAAAUAAUAGAGAAUGGAGAGUUACUGUUUCUCUAACGUUAAUUGCAGUUUAACAAAUAUAAUUAGACAUUUUAUAUA
Prunus mume (Japanese apricot) is the source of this 831-nucleotide messenger RNA. RefSeq lists its product as uncharacterized. Lineage: Eukaryota; Viridiplantae; Streptophyta; Magnoliopsida; Rosales; Rosaceae. The record is from RefSeq and is a predicted model, not a curated record.